AGAGAAUUUAAGCAGCAGGAUCCAUAAACACUUUGCACGUAUUGCCUUGUCUCACAUCCCGACGUGGAAAUGAGAGGGACGCUGCUUUGCCUUGUAGCCCAGCUGCUCUGUGAUCUGUCCUUCGCUGGGCCUGCUGGAAAACAGUUUGCUAUAUCCUUCAUGCAGAAUUACUUGGAAAAAAGACAUAAGUCUAAUCGAUUUGUGGUUGAGGUUUUUAAUCCAUCUGCUGAAUCGAGUGCCACCGUGGCAGUAACUGCCCUGGGAAAAGUCUACAAGAAAACGGUUCAGCCUGGACAAGGAGAAUCCUUUCAGCUGCCUGAUGAGGUGGAGAUGAUUGGAAGUGCAAAAAACCAACAGACAGUACUGGUGGAGUCCGACCAAGACAUUUUGGUGUCUUCUCUCAACUAUAAGAUCUUCUCAACAGGUUUUUCAGUGAUCUACCCUGUCAAUGAAUGGGGCACUGAAUACUAUGUUUUUACCCCAAAGAGUCCAAAGUCCCGUAAAAUAAUCCCCAAUGCCUACAAAGAGUUCUCCAUCACCAACUAUAAGGACAACAAUUCAGUUGAGAUCGACUUGACUUCCAGCGUGAAAUUCCAGGGACAAGAUUACCCCAAAGGAAGCAAACUCAUCAUUAAUUUAGAGCCCUUUGAGAGUGUACAGAUCCAAACUCAAGAAGACAAUGAGCAAAGACUAUACAAUCCCAGCAUAGGAGACCUGUCAGGCUCCAAGGUUACUGCUAAACACCCAGUAGCAGUCUUUACUGGCCACAGCUGCACCUGGUUGUUUGCUGGAUCUGACCAUGUUUACGAGCAACUUAUUCCCGUCAGUAGCUGGGGGAAAGAAUUCAUUGUUGUACCCAUUGCUUACCAAAAACCUGUUGGCAAAUAUGACAGCAUCUACGUUCAAGCCUCUCAGAAUACUCUCGUCAACGUUAAGAGUCAGGAUGAGACGACCUCACAAAAAGAAAUGAAGACUGGAGAGACAUACGAGAUACAUAUAAAAUGGCCAGAUUGUCUGCACAUCACAGCUGAUGAAGGGAUUCAAGUGCUUUAUGAGUUUAAUGGAGGAAUUACUGAAAAAGGAAUUCUCAAUGACCCUUUCUUGAUGAACAUCCUACCAAUUGACCAAUUCGACACCUCCUACACACUGGCCACACAAAAUGAUUUUACAAACAAAGCAGUUGUAAUAACACGCACUAAAGACCUUGCUGGACUGAAAAUAGCUAAAUCUCUAACAUCAACAGAUCCUCAGUGGUAUAAAACUGGUGGAGGUGAAUACUCAUGGACACAGAUCACUGUUGGUGACAGUUUAAGCUUUCAACAGUUAACCCAAACAGACUCGCCAUUUGCCUUCUACAGCUUUGGUGUGGCCAGAGUCAAUGGUUAUGGGACUUCAGCUUUUGGGCAUGUAAGAGAACAUCACAGCUGCAGAAGCAUUACAUGUCCAGAAGGUGAAAGGUGUGAAGUUGUGGACUACGAGCCCAAAUGUUUCAAAGUGGAUUCUUUUGAAACUGACUUUCCAUAUUUUUCCUCUCCUGAAACUGUACCAGUAACAUUUCCUUCCGAAAAUCCAAAGACUAAUCCUCCUGAUACUACAACCACCACUACAACUACCACCAUCACCACCACCACUACAACUCCCACUACCCCUACAACUACCACCCCCGCUACUACUACUCCUACUACUACCACUACCCCUACAACUACCACUCCCACUACUACUACUCCUACUACUACCACUACCCCUACAACUACCACUCCCACUACUACUACUCCUACUACUACCCCCACAACUACUACUCCCACUACUACUACUCCUACUACUACCACUACAUCUACCACUACCACUCCCACUACUACUACACCUACUACUACCCCUACAACUACCACUCCCACUACUACUACCCCCACUACUACCACUACCACUAUCACACCUGUCUCUGGAGCAGUAGGCACCUGCUGGGUCAUGGGAGACCCACACUACCGCACCUUUGACGGCAAUUACUACAACUUUAUGGGCAACUGCACAUACAUUAUGGCUAAGAACUGCCAACCAGACACUGACCACCCAGCUUUUGAAGUAUGGACCAAGAAUGAACAUACUGGGAGCACAAAAUCUACCUCUGUGGAGAUGGUUGUGAUUACAGUCUAUGGUUUAACCAUCACCAUUGUCCGUCAUCAGACUGGGCUUGUUAUAAUUAAUGAUUCACAUUGGAACCUUCCAAUUUACUUGGACAAUAACAGAGUGAAUCUCUGGCAAAGUGGCCUCUCAGUUGUUAUGGAGACAGACUUUGGGCUGUCAGUGCAGUAUGAUUGGGAGCAAUAUCUGGUGAUAAAAGUACCAGGCAACUUUAUGAAAAGGAUGUGUGGCAUGUGUGGGAACUUCAAUGGGAAGAAGAAUGAUGACCUCACUACUCCCACAGGCUCCUUGGCAGGCAGUAUUCCAGCACUGGGAAAGAGCUGGAGGGUCCCAGGUUUAGCCAGGAAUGCCUAUUGCACUGAUAAUUGUAUAGGGCAAUGUGAGAGCUGUAAGGGAGAACCAUGGUACGAUCUCUUAGAAGCAAAGACUUUCUGUGGCUUUAUUGCAAUUCUCUCUCAUGGUCCACUCCGCCACUGCAAUACACUUAUUGAUACCAGUGUAUUUUAUGAAAACUGCUUGCUGGACUAUUGUAUGGGAAAAGGAUACAAGAAUUUUCUCUGCAGAACGGCACAGACUUAUACAGACACCUGUCAGCGUGCUGGCGUAAAAGUCUACAACUGGAGGAAGCUCUUCGACUGUCCAAACCCACAGUGUACUACAAACAGUCACUUUGAAUCCUGUGGAAGUCCAUGUCCUGCCACCUGUGAGAACCCUACAGCACCUGCAACAUGCAAAGCUGACUACUGUGUACAAACUUGUUCCUGUAAUGAGGGAUAUAUCCGUAGUGGCAACAGGUGUGUCCCUAAGUCUCAGUGUGGCUGUGUGUACAGUACUGGUGGAGAGAAACGCUACCUAGAGGCGAACGAGACCUUUUGGGCUGAUGAUACAUGCCAAAAGCUGUGCACCUGCAAUCCACUCACCAAAAACGUAGACUGUAAAGCAACCAAUUGUCCAUCUGGACAAGAGUGCAAAGUUGUCAAGAACAUUAGAAACUGCUAUCCGAUAUCCAAGGCGAUCUGCAACAUCUAUGGCGACCCUCACUACAACACAUUUGACAACGCCACUUAUGACUUCCAAGGUACCUGCACCUACACCGCUGCUCAAGGUUGCCAUCUGGAAGGAACACAACUCACUCCAUUUGAAGUUGUAGUGGAGAAUGAGAAAUGGGAUAAGAUCCAGAUGAGUCCAAAUGUAUCUAUGGCUAAGGUGGUCAUUGUGGAGGUUUAUGGCAUGAUUUUAGUGCUGCGAAGUAAUCAGCUACAUCAGAUAAUGAUUAAUGGUGUUUUGACUAACAUCCCUGUGAGUCUGGACGAUGGAAAAGUGACAGUCCAACAGGAGGGCUAUCAAAACGUUAUCACUACAGACUUUGGCCUGAGAGUUGCUUAUGGUAUGAUUUAUCAUGUUAGUAUCACAGUCCCCAGCAGCUACCAUGGGAAGACCUGUGGACUGUGUGGAAACUUUAACGGCAAUAAGAGUGAUGAGUACUUGCUGCCUGAUGGUAUAGAAACCAAAGACAUUAAAACAUUUGGAGCUGCGUGGAAAUUGGCUGUUCCUGGUGUUGUGUGUGACGAUGGCUGUUCUGGAGACUUCUGUCCAAAAUGCCCUGCAGACAAGAAAGCUGUCUUUGAAAAGGACUGCAGCAUCAUUACCAACCCUGAAGGACCAUUUUCUGCUUGUCACAGUGUAAUUAACCCUGAGUCCUACUUCAGAGAUUGUGUCUACGAUGUCUGUAUGGGUGAUGGAGAUAAGAACAUGCUCUGCCACAGCAUUGCUGCUUACAUGAUUGACUGUCAUGACUUUGGAGUUACCGUUAAAAAUUGGAGAACGUCAACGUUUUGCCCGCUGAACUGCCCUGCCAACAGUCACUAUGAAGUCUGCACUCAGUCAUGUAGCGCACCCUGUCCUGGCCUCACUGAAAUCAUCAACUGUGAUGUUCAGAUCUGUGCUGAAGGCUGUAUGUGCAACUCUGGAUUCUUCACCAAUGGUACAGGCUGUGUUAAAGCAGAUCAGUGUAGCUGUUAUGAGAAUGGACACACCUACAAGAUUGGUGAAUCCAUCAUCACUGAUGACUGUCAAGUACAAUUGACUUGUCUUCCUUCUGGUGAAGUUAAGCAUGAGAGCAUGAGUUGUAAGAGUGAUGAAACUUGCAUGGUUAAGAAUGGUGUUCAAGGAUGUUACCCAAAACAAUGUGUGUUGGAGGCUGGAGGCUUUUUCACCUUCUUCGAUGGGGAAACUUGGACUUUCACAUCUUUGGGAGCCUUUGAAUUGGUGAAAGUAUGUGAUGAAGCCCUUGUGCUUGAGUGGUUCCGUGUGGUGGUGCAGGUGCAAGCCUGUGGGCAAACAGGUCUGAAUGAAAUUGCUGCUUUGCACGUGUUCUUUGAAGAUAUGCUUGUGACCGUCACUGCAGAGCAGGAUAUUUGGCUCAAUGGUAAAAAGGUUGGUGUUGUGGAAAGAAAUGGUAUUUCAGUGAUGGCUCAAGAGGGAAUUGUUAUCAUUAACAAGGGAUCUGAACUCCAAGUGUCCUACAGUUUGUCAGAGGAGAUAAUAGUGACUGUGAGUGAAGCAAUGACUGGGAAACUUUGUGGUGCUUGUGGAAAUCUCCCUGGAAAAGAGCCCUUCUAUGUUAACAGUAAAAACAUAAACACUUACAUGAAUGGAUAUAGAGCGCCAGACUUUCCCCAGUGUUCCAUCUGACAGCCACUGUAGAGACAGUGGUUCUCACUGCACGUCUGCAGUGCAUCAGCCCCGAGUCCUUCAUAUCAGUGAUUUGCAGUACUGCUAAGAAUAAUAUCAAUACUAACUGAAAAAAACUUUUGCAGUGCAUGA
This is a messenger RNA of Pygocentrus nattereri (red-bellied piranha), 4965 nucleotides long. RefSeq names its product IgGFc-binding protein-like. Bases 70 to 4833 code for a protein of 1587 amino acids. The transcript has 11 exons. Lineage: Eukaryota; Metazoa; Chordata; Actinopteri; Characiformes; Serrasalmidae. The record is from RefSeq and is a predicted model, not a curated record.